GCUGUAGCAAGCUCGCGCGUCUCAAACGCCAGCAGAGGGCUGCGAGGAACGGACGUGCGUGAACGCAACAUUGUAAAGAGCGCAAGCGGGAGAGGAUUUUUCUUGAUCUUUUCUCCCUCUUUUUUCAAUGAUUAAUAUUAAUAUCAGUCAAUAAAUCUCGCUUGGCCUCUCUGAUGAGUUCAAUCCGGCGGGAGUUGACUGAGGCGCGCGCAGCGGCGGCAAAGAGAGCCGACCAUGUGCACGCGCGUGGCUGAAAGCAUCAUGAAGCAGCCUUUGUGGAUCCUAACUUUGCUCGUUACUUGGCCGCCAGUGAGGUGCGUUCGCUUCUCCCAGGAGCCGGCCGACCAGUCUGUGGUCUUAGGUGAGCGAGUGGUCCUCUCCUGCGUGGUCUUCAACUACAGCGGCAUCGUCCAGUGGACCAAAGAUGGUCUGGCGCUUGGUGUCGGCGAGGGAUUACGAGCAUGGCCCCGUUACCGAGUACUUCGUGCUCUGGACACGGGCCAGUACAACUUGGAGAUCUCCCGUGCUGAACUGUCCGACGACUCGCUGUACGAGUGCCAGGCAACUGAGGCUGCCCUACGCUCCCGGAGAGCCAAGCUCAAUGUCCUCAUCCCACCCGAGGACCCUGUGGUGGAGGGAACCCCGGAGCUGUUGCUCAUGGCAGGCACGCCGCACAACCUCACCUGCAUUACUCGUGGUGCUAAGCCGGCUGCACAUAUCCAGUGGGUCAAAAACGGACUGCUUAUUGAAGGCGCCCACCAGUCCACGGAGGUGCUGCCGGACCGAAAGAGGGUGACCACCAGGAGUUACCUGCCGAUUGUGCCGCUGGACACCGACAGCCACAGCAACUACACAUGUGUGGCCAGCAAUCCGGCUGUGCCUAUGGGCAAGCGGGCCAAUGUCAUGCUCAAUGUGCACCAUCCACCAACGGUGACGUUGUCCAUUGAGCCUCGCUCAGUUCUGGAAGGGGAGAGAGUCACCUUCACCUGCCAGGCCACCGCCAAUCCGCCCAUCAUGGGCUUCAGAUGGGCGAAGGGUGGUGUGCUGCUUGAGGGUGCCAGAGAGAGCGUUUUUGCCACCACAGCAGACCACUCCUUCUUCACCGAACCUGUGUCCUGUCAAGUGUUCAACGCAGUGGGCAGCACCAACGUCAGCAUCCUGGUGGACGUACACUUCGGCCCCAUCUUAGUGGUAGAACCACGGCCCAUCGCAGUGGACGUUCACUCUGAUGUCACCCUGAAUUGCAAGUGGUCCGGAAACCCUCCUCUUACCCUCACCUGGACCAAGAAGGGCUCCAACAUGGUGCUUAGUAACAACAACCAGCUGUACUUGAAGUCGGUGAGCCAAGCGGACGCUGGCCAGUAUGUGUGCAAGGCCAUAGUGCCUCGCAUCGGUGUGGGUGAAACUGAAGUGACGCUCACGGUCAACGGGCCGCCCAUAAUCUCCAGCGAUCCAGUCCAGUACGCCGUCCGGGGAGAGCGAGGCGAGAUCAAGUGCUACAUCGCCAGCACCCCGCCCCCCGAUAAAAUUGUGUGGGCAUGGAAAGAGAAUGUGUGGGAGAAGGAGAAAGGCACACUGAUGGAGCGCUACACAGUAGAGCAGAGCAAGCCACCGUCGCAGGGUGGCGCCGUCCUCUCUACGCUCACCAUCAACAACGUCAUGGAGUCUGACUUUCACUCUCCCUACAACUGCACAGCCUGGAACUCUUUUGGGCCCCGGACCAUGAUCAUUACUCUAGAGGAGACAGACAUCGUCCCGGUGGGCAUCAUUGCCGGGGGUACGGUGGGCUCAUCCAUUCUACUGCUCAUGCUGCUGCUGGCUCUAGCCUUCUUCCUGUACCGCCAACGCAAAAGCAGUCGUCGAGGAGUGACUCUGGGUAAAGCCGACAUCAAAGUAGAGACGGUCAACAAGGAGACACACAGUCUAGAAGAAGAGGCAGCCAACGUCUCUACGGCAACACGCAUGGUCAAGGCUAUGUACUCGUUUCUGCCCUCUGUCUCCCUCUCUCCCUCCACUCAGCCCUUCAAAGACGACGUGGACCUCAAGCAGGAUGUGCGCAGCGAAGGCGACUCGCGCGAUGACUAUGAGCUCAAGGAUCCAACCAACGGCUACUACAACGUGCGAGCGACCACUCACGAUGAGGCACGCCCUCAAUCCCGCACCGUCCACUAUCAAGGAGACUUCCGCUCCCCGAAACCCAGUGGAGGGCCGGGCGGCGGCAGCGCUCUCAUUGCCGCCCCGACCACGGCCCCCGGUGGCGCCGUCCCACCCAGUGGGGUGCCAGGCUCCCGGGCCGGCUGCUAUGACCCUCGCCCCCCUUCUCGUAUGUCCCACUCCACCUACGCCCAGUUCAGCACCUUGUCUCGGGCGGCGGCUGCCCAGCAGGCAGCAACCAAUCCAGCCGGAGAUUACCCGGGGGAUUGCGGGUUGCUCGACGGCAGCACCCAACUAGCCUAUGAUAACUACGGAUACCCCUCGCAGUACCACGGCUACCGCGUGGCCUUUGCACCGCCAAUGGAAGAGGGCCCGGCCUACGAGAUGUACCCUACAGGACCAGGGAGCGGACCCGAGCAGCAGAGCCCUGAGGCGGGUCUUGGGAAGUACGACGCGGCCACUCGCUUUUCCUACUCGUCGCCCCCUUCUGACCAAUCACAAAGACACACGCAGAGGAUGCAGACUCACGUGUGAAGGCAAAACAACAUAAGUUGUCGUUAGCAAUAUGCACGCUAGUCAGCGCUAACUACAAUCAGCGAAGAAGACGAAGAUGAGCAGUGCUCUUUUUCCGGGGGCCUUAAAUGUUCCCAAAAAUGCAUGUGGUAGUGUCCCAAAACCAGUUUGCCAAUUGACAUCAAAUUCAAUGGCUAUGUUUGUCAUGACGAGCCACAGAGGUCUCAAAGACCUUGUCCCAAGUUGGACAGGUGGUUGGCCAUUUUUUAUCCAAGCGUCCAUAAAGUCUAUGGUUCUAAGCACUAGUCCUCCCCUCCACAGUCGAUCUAUUUGGUGGGCGAAUCUAUCUUCAGUGGACAAACGAAAUAGUCACAAUCACCCAUCUCCAAAAUUUAACAGGAAGUUGGCCAUUUUGCAUUGAAUCAGCCAUUUAGGGGCGUAUUCAGACUAUGACGGACUAUGAUGGUGCCUAAGUCCCCAAGUGUACCUCCUGUCAUAAGUUUCACCUAUUGACAUUCAGUGAGCAGGUCUGUCAUGACGGGACCCGCAUAGAGGUAAAUGUCUAAGUAACCACAACGGUCAGUUUGGGUAUAUCUCGACUACAGAAAUCCUGUCUGAUUUUAGUCAACCGGCCAGACAUGGGUGUCCGAGAUAGCUUGUCGGCUAUGGGUAUCAGAGACACUGGUAGGAAUGCAGGUUUGCCACACAUGGGUUUUCUAGGCAGGCAUGUGGGCACCUGGUCUGAUGGCCAGACACAAGUCUGCUGGACCGAUGGUUGAUACUAAAAAUUAUUUCCACCUAUUGUUAGCGUCAAAAGUUUGAGAUUUUGAGAAGGUUUGUUUUGUGUGCUAAAUUCAUUGCUUUUAUUCUGAAAUUUUGUAUCAAAACAAAACAUAUCUUUCCAUGCACUGCAGCAACAUGGCAGCUUGUCGACCACAGAAAACGGUGGUGGCGGGCGGGAGGGUCAGCAGGUAGCAAAGCGUCGUGCUGAUUUUUGACCACAUAUUUCGACAUUGGCUUUUUAGCCCAUUUUAUGACUUGCAGUUUGUACGAAAAAAAGAGAAUACCUCCGCACCCUAAAUCCUCAAGUGUUAAAAUAUGAUUCAUGUCACUUGCACAGUAGAAUAGUUUUUUUCAUAUUUAUACUGAAACUGUGAGGAAUCUGUGUGUGUGUGUGUGUGUAUAUAUAAAAAACAUUUAACUGUAUUUUUAUUAAGAAAGAAAAAAGAAAAAAAAGUUGCGGACCAAAGGUUCAGAAUUUUGCGUGAAGGGAACUGGGAUUUUUACGACAGAACAUUUUCGCCAGGACGAUUUUGUUGAAUUUGGAGGUGAAAAGGGGCAAAUGUUUUAUUUAAUUUUUUUUGUUUUUAUUUUUUUAUUUCGUUAAAGCAAGGCCUCCCAGACCACCAAUUCCCCAAUGACUGCAAUGCCUUUUUAUGAUGGCAUUCACUUGAUGGAUUGGACAACAGGCGACCGCUCUCUUUUGACGUCGUAGUCUUAACAUAUCAAGCUGCAGAUGCUUCCAGAUCUUGUUUUGGUUCUGUAAACAAAGAAUAUGGGGGGGGGACGGAAACGACUUAUGAAACAAAUGCUUCCGCACUGCAGCAAAAACUAAAAUAAUGGGAUUUGCUUUUUGAUGUCUUGUAUUUAUUUUUUUACUUUAUGGUUGUUAAUUUUGGCUAUUUCUGAGUGAUCAACUUUGUGUAUACAGCUGGUGUCCCAUUCAUACACUAUAUAGUAUAUGGAUCAUUUGUCAAAUUAUACUUUCAAAAUGCAGACUGGCCAAUCACAGAACAGAAUCAGAUCACAUAAAGUUUUACAUUUCCUGGAGUUUUAAAUGUAUUUUUGUUCUUUGUUUGUUAGCUAUCAUUUCAUGUUAGGCUUUUAAAUGAAGCCAGUAUCCAGUGUCUGUUUAAAGGGUUUGGGAUUCAAGCUAUUUUAUGGUUUCAAGCCACAGUUAGGGUUCCAAAUCCGAAUUUGGAACUUAUCUGUGUUUAUACUAUGGCUAAGUUCAUACUGCAGGUCUUGAUGCAAGAUUCAAAUUUUUUUAUCAUAUGUUUUUUUUGGUGUGUCCAUUCAAAUUGCCUUUGUCCAUUGAGCCCGUUCAAGUAUUACGCAUGCGCACUAAUUCGCAGUCCGACACGUGUUGAGCAAACUGACCCGCAUGCACAGAAGCAUCUAAACAAAUAACUACGCUUGUUUGUGCGUCACUUUGCCCCGACUCAGCCAUGUAUGCAAUACGCAAUACUGCAAUAUGCAAUACUGAAAUAUUGCUCAUUUGGCACACAGUAAGAAACCGAGCAUUAUCAGGCUAACCCUUUUCUUCAUUGUAUUUUUUAUGACUGUGAUCAAGCCCGCCUCCUGCGUCGUAAAAGCUAGGCGCUAAUGCUAAUGAACAGCUACAUCAGCGCUGUCUUGCCUGCCACUCUCGCUAUUUGCUGACGUAAUUGCUGCAUGAAUUCCGAUUUGGGAGACUUGACAGUUGACCGCUGCGACAUUCUGGACAAAUGUGGCCCGGAUCGGAGUUGAACCACAUACGAAAGUGACCCGGAUCGGAUUUGAAAUGGUCCACUUCUAUUCGACUUGUCACGUUCACACUGUCAAGUUAAUGCCUCAAUCGAGUCGGAAAAACACCCCAAAAAAUUUAGAUUUGUGCAUUAAGACCUGCAGUAUGAACCAAGCCUAUGUUCCGAAUUACAUUUAUGGUUUUAAAUUAGGGUUUCAGGUAUGAGUUAGUGUUUAAAACUAUUGCUCAGUUGUCAACCCCUGCCCUGCUACCCUAAUUAAUAAGGUUGUAGACGUUAAUUGAGCUGAUCGAUAUAUUGAUUUGUUAAGCAUAAUCAUAUCGAUCAAAACCCAUAUAUAGCUAAUAUCUUUAAGAAAAGCUGUUUUGUUAAAAAGAAUGGUUCGCAUACCAGUGUCAGAAUUGUUUCAGCAACAAAAUUGGAAUCUACUAAUGAAUCUUUAAUUUAAAGCCAGAACACAGUCUUGUAAGGCUAAUAUGGACAUAUAUUUGUAUGUAUAAAACACGAACAGACUUGAGGCCACAAUUUGGAAAACUAAACUUGAGACCUCAUCUGAGUUUAGGAACCUCAUUUUGGACCUUAAUCCACCCUUGAAGCCCCACCCCAGUCCGGAGCACUAUUUUGUAACUCCUAACCAUGACUUGAAGCCCUAUUUUGUUAUCCAAACUUUGAGAUACUUAUUUAAACAGCUAGUUCUAACUUCUGAGGUUUGCAAACAGCGUUGUUCCAAAUCAAGGCUUUAAGAUGAUGUUAUGAACACAGUUAGGCUUCCAAAAUACAGUUUCAAGUUUAUUCCAAUUAGGUUUUCAUGGCAAAAUUAAGCUGCUAAUUCAGGGUUUUAAGACCAGGUUAGGGUUUCACAGUAGGGUUACAGAUCCAAAUUGUGCUAUCAAGUUUGAAUUAGGAUGGAAUUAACCUGAUUUUCCCUCCUAUUAUCUCCUGAGCUUUCAUCAGAACAUUCCAUGUUCAGUCAACACUUAAGUGGCCAGCAACAUUCAGUACUUGGAGAUAAUCAAGACAUUUUCCCAGAUUAUUAUUUUUUACAACCAGGACACAGUCUCCUGCAAAGCCAACACUGAAGCCACUAAGUUAUUCCCUCCACUGCAACCAAAAGACGGGCUGCCAGUAAAGUGUCCAUUGUGUGUGUGUGCGCGCAAUGUACAGUGGGUCAAAUGAGUAUUUAGUCAACCACUAAUUGUGCAAGUUCUCCCACUUGAAAAUAUUAGAGAGGCCUGUAAUUGUCAACAUGGGUAAACCUCAACCAUGAGAGACAGAAUGUGGGAAAAAAAAAAAACAGAAAAUCACAUUGUUUGAUUUUUAAAGAAUUUAUUUGCAAAUCAUGGUGGAAAAUAAGUAUUUGGUCAAUACCAAAAGUUCAUCUCAAUACUUUGUUAUGUACCCUUUGUUGGCAAUAACGGAGGCCAAACGUUUUCUGUAACUCUUAGCAAGCUUUUCACACACUAUUGCUGGUAUUUCGGCCCAUUCCUCCAUGCAGAUCUCCUCUAGAGCUGUGAUGUUUUGGGGCUGUCGUUGGGCAACACGGACUUUCAACUCCACAGAUUUUCUAUGGGGUUGAGAUCUGGAGACUGGCUAGGCCACUCCAGGACCUUGAAAUGCUUCUUAUGAAGCCACUCCUUUGUUGCCCUGGCUGUGUGUUUGGGAUCAUUGUCAUGCUGAAAGACCCAGCCACGUCUCAUCUUCAAUGCCCUUGCUGAUGGAAGGAGAUUUUCACUCAAAAUCUCUCGAUAUAUGGCCCCAUUCAUUCUUUUCUUUACACAGAUCAGUCGUCCUGGUCUGUUUGCAGAAAAACAGCGCCAAAGCAUGAGGUUUCCACCCCCAUGCUUCACAGUGGGUAUGGUGUUCUUCGGAUGCAAUUCAGUAUUCUUUCUCCUCCAAACACGAGAACCUAUGUUUCUACCACAAAGUUCUAUUUUGGUUUCAUCUGACUAUAACACAUUCUUCCAGUCCUCUUCUGGAUCAUCCAAAUGCUCUCUAGCGAACCGCAGACGGGCCUGGACGUGCACUUUCUUCAGCAGGGGGACACGUCUGGCAGUGCAGGAUUUGAGUCCCUGGCGGCGCAUUGUGUUACUGAUAGUAGCCUUUGUUACUGUGGUCCCAGCUCUCUGUAGGUCAUUCACUAGGUCACCCCGUGUGGUUCUGGGAUUUUUGCUCACCGUUCUUGUUAUCAUUUUGACGCCACGGGCCGAGAUCUUGCAUGGAGCCCCAGAUCCAGGGAGAUUUUCAGUGGUCUUGUAUGUCUUCCAUUUUCUAAUAAUUAUUAGAAAUAAUUUUUCUAAUAAUUGCUCCCACAGUUGAUUUUCUUUCUCUAAUAUUUUCAAGUGGGAGAACUUGCACAAUUAGUGGUUGACUAAAUACUUAUUUGCCCCACUGUAUUGACUGACGUGUUGCACAAAAUCACUCAUAGCCGCGCAAGACAAAAAAAAAAAAAAAAACGUCUUGUUUUGAUCAAAAUAGCAACCAAUCACGCGUGCUAAUGAAAGAGCUCAUGUCGUAUCAACAUGUACAAAUACAACCUUGAUGGUCCAGUUUUGAGUUUGAUAUUGUGUGAUGUCCACAUGUAAUAUUUCAUGACGUACCGUAUUGGCCCGAAUAUAAGACGAUGUUUUUUGCACUGAAAUAAGAUUGAAAAAGAGGAGGUCGUCUUAUAACUGCGGCCUAAAAAAAAAAAAAAAAAAAAAAAAAAAAAAAAAACUGCGGCCUAGACAUAUACCCAUUCACAACGCUUGAUGGCGCCAGUCAUCAAUGAAUCGAAUGCUGAACGCGACUCGGGCGGCCAAAGCGAACCCCUGACACGAAGAAGAAAGUGGUAAGAAGGAAAAGAGAAGAAAAUACCGGUAAUAGAAGAGAUAACCGAAAAUGGAGAAACUUCGCGACAAUUUGGAGAAAAGUGGGUCGAAGAUUGGCCAGGUUAACCGGUGUUUGGCCAUUCCUUACUACGCGGCGAAACGUCCUACACAAUGCUCAGGGCGCUUGCAUAUGCAUUCACACGCAUGCGCACAUCGGUUGGAAGCGGCGAGUACUCACUAUUUUUGUUUUUAUUUAGUUAUUUAGAACCUUUUCACAGCCUCAAAGAUACUUUUUGCAUGUAUUACCCUCUCAUACUUUUAACCAUUGUGUUUUUUUGUGUUAGCUUUGAAGCAGUUGACCACAUUAGUCACGUAGCGUAUUUAAACCGUCCUUAUUUGACAUAACUACAUUUAAGUAUUUUCUGCAGGCAUUUCUUUAGUACGUUAUUCCUGUAUGCAUCUAAACAAAACAAGUUUAGAGCACACGGUAGUAAUUUAGGUGUCAAAUUCGACUAAUGUAGGACGUUUCGCCGAUGUAGGACAUUUUGGCAGAACACCGGCAGCUGAGGAGAAGUUAUGACGCAAACUUCAAGUUGAUGGUGAUAAAUGAGGCGGUGUCUUCAAACAACUGCAAAGCGGCUGUGAAAUAUGGUGUCACAGAGUGUAAUGUACGGAGAUGUAGAGCUCAAAAAGAUCGCCUAAAAAAUGCUCACAGUCAGAGAAAAGCUUUCCGUGGUCGUUUCUGUAUAAAAAUUAAUUUGGUGUUCAAAAAGUCUUUUUUCAAACUUGAGUCUUGAAAAAGAGGGGGUCGUCUUAUAAUCGGGGUCGUCUUAUAUUCGGGCCAAUACGGUAUGAUCGCAAUUUUUCUUUCAUUUUUUAAAAAUGUUUUUCCCCAUGUUUCAAAUUAUUUUUUCACACAAUUUCAGAAAUAAAAGAAUUUCAUACAACAAGAAGAAAAAAAAAUACCCUUUGAACAUAUAUUCAUUUGUUUGCUCGGUGGUAAUUUUUCAAAGUAAUGUAAUUUUGCCUGUUUUCCAAGUUAAGGUGUUUUGCAUUUUAACUCAUCUGCUGCCAUUGACAGCAGCAUACGUACAUCAAAUCCUUUGGAAUGUCUUUCGUCGUCAAUGGCAGCAAAGUUCAUGAAGGAAAGGUUUAAAGGUGGAAUUCUGUAUUUUGGUUUAUUUAUUUUUAUUUUUUUUCCCCUUCAGGCAUGACAAAUCCAAACAAACAUACAGCAUGUAUAUGUGUUUACAAUUAAUUCAACCCGAAAAGAAAAGGGCUGACGGGAGAAGCAGAUCGAUGUGCUCGUUAUGUUGAUUAGAUCCAGUAGACUAGUUCAUAAUUUAGUACUUAGUUUAUUCAGUUAAUUCGAUCCAGAAGAUAGAGAAUAGCUGAGGACCGAUGGUAGGCCGUGUCCGCCACACUCCUUUUGUUGACUUAAUCCUCGUCGCAGUUUUCGUUAUUUGCUGACUCCCGACGAACAUUCAUCUCAAGGUUGCGCAGCUUCGUAGUAGGUUGCAUCGCCAUUUCGGUUGUGGACUCAUGGCCUGGGGGACUGGCGUCGCUAGGUCCUUCAGAAGGACCGUCCCAGCAAUCACUGUCCCACCUGGCACAAUCAGAAGCUGCCAGCAGCGCACCAAAAGGAACAUCCUCGAUAUCGUUCCUCUUCGAGUGUGGUGAGACACAGCGGCCGCCAUCUACCCCAGCUAUCCUCCACAAUAUCCAGACGUUAAAAUGUUUUCCAGGCAGGCGCGUUGUCCAGGUUCUGGCAGGACAGUAGCCAAUCGACCAGUCCCAUGUCGUUACAAAUUUGAAGAAUUUGAAGUCAGUUGUCUGUGCAGUGCAGUGUUUAUGGCAGGUAACGUGGCGGCAAAGGUGCGCAAGUAGCCGUGCUUGGUGUUUGCAUGAGUUUCAUUUUUUUCACAGAUGAUAUAGAAAUAAUCUGAAACAUUUUCCGAAAAGGAUUCACAAAUGAUGCCAGGGGUCAACUGCUCCCUACUUGGCUUCAGAUCAUGAAGACGAUAGGAGGGAGUAGGAAUUUUUAAGCUACUUGUCACGAAAGACCGACUGGCUUGGAUAAGUAAAAAAAAGCAUGCAAAAAGACCAGGAUUUAUUUGAGCAGAUAAAAAAUGACAAACGCAGAACAAUCCAUUAUUUUAGUUUACAUAAAACAUGUUGGUUUCCACUCCUGAGCUAAUAUAAAGGUGCGCUUUAAGUAGUCUUAACUAGCUUAAAGCUGAAUAGUACAACAGAAUGGAGGCUGGACUUGUAUGGCCGUAUUCAAUGAUAUUUUCAUAAUUUGCAGCGGGCCAUUGAACACUGGGCAGCGGGCCGCAGUUGAACUCUGGUCUUCUCCAUCUGCCAUCGCUGUCUUGUUUUGAAUGUGUGCACAUGCGCAAUCAUGUGACUGGUACUUUCGAUCUCAUAGGGCAAGGCAAGGCAAAUUUAUUUCUAUAGCACAAUUAAACACAGCAAUUCACUGUGCUUUACAUCUCAUGAAGAUCCACAAACAGAGAUAAAAUUAUUUGUAAAACUCACAUUAAAUCAAAGUACGAGAUGCUUCAUAGGGGUCAAACAGAUCAAGCAUGUAUUUCUGUCCAAAGCCACUAAGUGUUUUGUAUACAAGAAGUAGUAUUUUAUAGUCUAUCCCUCGACUCACUGGAAGCCAGGGUAACAAUUCCAUAACUGGUUAAGUAUGGUCCACUUUCCUUGUAUUUGUAAGGAUUCUGGCAGGAGCGUUCUGUACUAGCUGCAGCUUCCUGACUGAUUUUUAUUAAGGCCUGUAAAUAUUCCAUUGCAAUAGUCCACUCUACUAAAAAUGAAUCCAUGGAUAAAAUUUGCCAUGUCUUGUUUUGACUAAAUCCCCUUAAUUUUGGCUAUAUUUUUUUAGGUGGUAAUCGGCAGAUUUGGUGACGAACUUUUAGAUGGCUGUGAAAUUUUAGGUCUGAGUCAAUAAUUACGCAAAGAUUUCUGACUUGAUUUGUCGCUGCAAGUGACAUUGUGGCAAGGUGUGUAGCUUGUAUUGGUCUAACCCCAGGGUGUUCAUACCGGUCCUCAAGGCCUGCUGUGGGUCCUAGUUUUUGUUCAUACCGAUCGAGCACAGACACUUUAACCAAUGAGGUUUCUGCUAAAACAAGCAACACUUGACUGCAAUAAAAUGAUUACACUUGUAAGACACCAGAUUGGUGCAAAGGUUUUGUCUUGUUUUGUCAAAACAAAAUCCUGCAUCCACUGCAGCUCUAAGUGGAGUUAGUUUGGAGAUUACUGGUUUAAUCGUUUGAAGUUUGCAGGUUUUCAUAACCACUCUCAAUGAACUCUGAUAGCAACCAAUUAGUCUAUUCUGUACACUCAAGAUAACAGGCUAUUUGCGCUGGGCUGAAUUUUUUUAUUUUUUAUUUUAUUUUGUUUUAAAUUGGCAUAUGUCUGUUGAUUAUCCACGAUGAAUUUUUUUUUCACAAUACAGUGGUACCUCGACAUACGAUCGCUUCGACACAUGAUCUUUUCGACACCUGACGUAAAAUUUGACUCGCCAUUUGUUUCUACAUCCAACGAUGUGCUCGAAAUACGACAUGACAGCACCGCAGACGAACGCACGGCGGUUUUUCUUGUGAGAGAAAUCAACAGAGGUUUCAAAAAAGUUGGUAGAGGUGGUGCAACAAGGAAAAGGGUGACGCUUACCAUUGAAAUGAUGAUGCAAAUUAUAGAAAAAUAUGAGCGUGGGGUGCGCAUCCGUGAACUGGCCCAACAAUACAUCUCCAUCGUUCGUCAGUCUUUACAAGUUAAGGUGACAAUUAUUAUUGUGGUAACAUCGCCAAAGAAAUCGCCAGCUUUGUCAGGUUUUUAUCAUUUAUUUCAGAACUUUUCCAACUCAAAACGCUUACUGUCCGCCGCAGUUGACGGUGUUCUCAAGAAAACAUUGAAAGUGAAAGUAAAAUCUCGACCUCACCGCUCCCUCUCUCUGCCACGUCGGCCGCGCAGUGCGUUCAAGUACAGCAAAAAAACGUCCCUCAUUAGAACCCGAUUCAUUACAUUAUUACAGGAAUUAUAAUUAUUAUUAAAUUAUUAUUGCGAUUUUUAUUAAUAAUUUAUUUGUUUUGCUAGUACGUGUAAUUGCCAUUUGUAAUAGUACCAGCAGUAUAGUAUAUUAAGGAUUUAGUGUAAUUUUUUUGGGCUGUGGAAUGAUUUAAUGGAAAUAUAAUGUAUUCUUAUGGGAAAAUCCUGCUUGACAUACGACAAUUUCGGCUCACGAACAAGUAGGGCUGCAGCUAUCGAUUAUUUUAGUAGUCGAUUAAUCGAUGAACUAGUUAGUUCAAAUAAUAAAGUAAUCGGAUAAGGAACAUAAAGGAUUGAAGAUCAGCUCAGGUAUUAUAAACGGUAUAGAUAAUAAAUAAAUGAGGAUCUAAGUACAACUAAAGAACAAUUGGCUAACUUACAUAGCAAAAGUCCGCUCGCUUGAAUGCUACAAAAUGCUAGUUUUUUUUUUUUUUAAUGCUCUAAACAAAUGGUUUGAACACACAUUCCCACAAAAAUUGGCUAAAUAUACCUAUAAACUAAAUUACAAAUGCAUUAAAAAACAUUGGCUCAAAAAAAAACUUAAGAGCUUAUGUUGGUCUUAACAGGGAGCAGAUGGAUUCAGCCAUGUGAAAUGGGUUAUGUCAUACUGACUGUUGCCACUAGAAGGCAGUGUAUAGACCCAAAUCAAUAAAAGUAGAUGCCAACACUUUCAUAACAAACCAUUACAACGCCAUUUUAAUUAAAUGAAUACCUGAAGCAGCAAAAUUUAAUUUGAAUUUUUUUUCUUGUCGAGUUACUCGAGUUAAUUGAUUAAUCGUUGCAGCACUAUGAACAAGGUCCUGGAGCAAAUUAACUUCCUCCUGUACCUCCGUCAUUUGUCUUUCCUGCAACCUCAUUUCCCUUUCCUUUCUCUAACUUCUGCUAAUUCUCCAUUAUCCCUCUUUUUUUCCUGACUUAUUCCUCUCCCUUUCACCUUAGGAAUACUCCUUUCCUUGUCUCACCUUGUUUCACCGAGAUGAAAAAUGUCAAGAAAAGGAGCUCUGCUGUCCCAUAUUUACUUAACGUGAUGUCGCCAAUGUUCUGCUUUCUCCUCCCGUCUGAGGAGUAAUGUCUGAAAUAACCUUCAGCGCUCCACUUCUCCUCCUCUUCCUCCCCUACUUGCCCAUUUAUUCCCCCCUUCACAUCUCAAGCGGUCGUCGGACGGAUUAUGGCCCCUCUCAUGGCUGGCACCGCCGAAGAUAUAUUAUCAUAUUAGUGCAAAAUGAUGUCAUGCAAUUCAAGACGUUUGUCCUUCGCACACCCUCUGAUAAAAAACUGAAGUCCCCCUCCCAUCCUUCCGUGCACAUGGUAUCACAGUCUUAUGU
This is a messenger RNA of Corythoichthys intestinalis (scribbled pipefish), 13377 nucleotides long. RefSeq names its product kirre like nephrin family adhesion molecule 1b (gene kirrel1b). The transcript has 15 exons. Gene Ontology annotation, cellular component: cell-cell junction; plasma membrane. NCBI's taxonomy places the organism in Eukaryota, Metazoa, Chordata, Actinopteri, Syngnathiformes, Syngnathidae. Bases 235 to 2688 code for a protein of 817 amino acids. Gene Ontology annotation, biological process: cell-cell adhesion. Gene Ontology annotation, molecular function: cell adhesion molecule binding. The record is from RefSeq and is a predicted model, not a curated record.